AUGUUUAACUUACAAACAGGACCGAAAGAAGUAUUUCCAUAUAACUACUACAACAGUACUUUGUUAGCAAAUGACAACAGAACUGGUGUCAUUUCUGAAGCAUGUAAGUUUAUCCGGGAUGCAGAUACAUUCAUGAAAAACAUAGAUUCCAUCAAAGGUUGCAGAAUAGAUGAGAACCACUUCGACUUAGAAAAGUAUAGCACAUUUUAUUGCAAACAAGAUGUAAGAAUUUUAAGAGAAGGUUUUGUUAAGUUCCGCAAUGACAUAUUGAAAGAAUUUGAUUUAAACGUUUAUGACUACGUUAGUAUUUGUUCUAUUGCUAACAAAUUGUUUGAGAACAGAGUGUACUUCCCGAAUGGAAAUUUAUAUGACCUCUCAAAUAAACCAAGAGAAUUUAUUUCACGCUGUAUUCAAGGUGGAAGAUGUAUGCUGUCAGAUAACAUGAAACAAAAGAGCGAAAAGAAACUCAUUGCUGACUUCGACGCUGUUUCAUUAUAUCCAUCAGCUAUAGCAAGACUUUAUACUUUAGAAGGUAUUCCAAAGGUUAUGAAGAAAGAAAUGUUAAGCACAGAGUAUCUCAUGAGACAUUUAUUCGAUGACGACCAAAAGGAACCCAUUG
Molecule: messenger RNA, 619 nt
Organism: Trichomonas vaginalis G3
Lineage: Eukaryota; Parabasalia; Trichomonadida; Trichomonadidae
Product: organellar and viral DNA polymerase type B
Exons: 1
Biological process (GO): DNA replication
Molecular function (GO): DNA binding; DNA-directed DNA polymerase activity; nucleotide binding
Source: RefSeq, a predicted model, not a curated record